AAGUUACUAUCAAUGAUGAGAAUACCCAACAAUGGAGAUUACCAGCUCUGGUUCCAUCCUGGCCAUGCAGAAGCUCCAAGACCACUGCAAGGUUAUGAGUAUCUACAGGAGGUCAUAAUGACCCACCUUCAACACACCUACAGUAGAGUAAAUUCAAAAAAUUCUACAGCUUUUCCUCUCUUGCCUGGAUUGCUUAGGCAAGACCUAAACUUGGAGGGGCAAUUCAUUUUAAAGCCCCGAUACUCAGCUAUAAGCCAGCAGCAGAAAUCAACGGAAAUACUGAAGAAGAAGGAAAGAACUUAUAGGACACGAUGCUUCCCCAGGGCCUAUGUGCCCCAUGAGGACCAAGGGUACACUGUCCCAAAAGUUAAGAAGAAGGGAAAACUCUUUGGUAGAGAGUUGAAUUGGAUCUGUAAGGAUGGAAAAUGGCCCACCGAAAUUCUGGACAUCCUGUCCCUCUUAAGAGAAAAGGGCCCUACAGCAGUAGGUAUAUUUAGUAUAGCUCCUAGUGAUGUAUUGUGCAAAGGAGUGAAAGAAAAACUCGACUCUGGGCAAAAGGUGAAUAUAAGAAAACACUCGGUGCACCUGGCAAGCUGGAUUCUAAAGGAGUUUCUUCAAAUGAUUAAAGGCAGUCUAUUGACCUCUCAGCUGUAUGAGCACUGGCUUUCCAUACCCGAAAUGGUCAGCAAUGAAGAAAAACUAUCAACAGCAAAGAGGCUUUUAGAAGAACUCCCGCCACUGAAUGCUGCAUUCCUGAGACAGAUGUUUAGAAUUCUAAAUAAAAUAGCCAGAAAUUCCUCGAUAAACCACAUGCCAGCAUACAGUCUCUCUGCUGCAAUAGCGCCAUUUCUUUUAUGCCUUCCUAGAUAUGGAAAUAAAGUACUGGCUACUGAUAUUUCCAAAAAGAUUUCUCUCGUAACAUUCCUCAUAGAUAAUUCUCCGAAACUGUUCGGGCUAGAUAUUGUUGCACUAUGGUAUGAAACCUCGUUUUAUCAUGGACCCGGAGGAAAUACCUCAUGUGACCAGGUUACUACAUCUAAUAUCAUCACCCCAAAUGAACCAGAACAUGGAGCCAGCAGCUGCCCCAAGGGGAGGACAUACACCCCUGACCAUGAUGAACCAACAAUAAGUCAAGUGGCUCCUCCUCUCUCUGAGGGCACUAACGAAUCAGAGACUCAAGAAGAUAAUAUGAAUGCAACCCAGCAAACAACUUCUCAAACUCCUACUGCACCACCAAAAAACCAAGUAUUUCGUACUUGUCCACGGUUUAUAUGCUUGGACAAAAUGCUACCUUCUAUACUUGAUAUGAUAUCGGUCAUUGCGGAAAAAGGACCAGAAUCAGAAGAAGUAUUCCAAUCCAUUUCCGAUAGAUCACACUUGGUCCUGAGGGAUAAGAUCUAUACUGAGCAACACAUUAAUUGGGACCAAGAAUCAGUACUCACAGUAGCUUACCUUUUAAAGGUCAAGGUCCCCAUGUGUUAUCCUUGCACCCUGACAAAUCAAUUCUCUUCAAGGAUUUUAUUAGAAACAUACAAGGAAGCUUACUUUAUUCAGAUUUGUAUGAAAAUUGGCUUAGUGUCCUUGAUGAAGAAUCCCUGCUUGGAAAAAUUUCAACUAUAUGAAGCCCCACAUGUGUUAUGGGAUCAGACUUGUGUGAACUCAUUAUUUGGAAGUGACAUUCCAAAAAAAGAUCUCUGUUAUACAAAUCAUGAUUGACAACUUUGUAGAUAUAUUUGGAGAAGAUGACCCUAUAAUUUGUGACAACAGUCAGAAGAGGUCAGAUGACAUAAAGACUACAGUAAAU
This is a messenger RNA of Apodemus sylvaticus (European woodmouse), 1804 nucleotides long. Its product is annotated as rho GTPase-activating protein 20-like. Bases 13 to 1716 code for a protein of 567 amino acids. Lineage: Eukaryota; Metazoa; Chordata; Mammalia; Rodentia; Muridae. The transcript has 14 exons. Gene Ontology annotation, molecular function: GTPase activator activity. Gene Ontology annotation, biological process: signal transduction. The record is from RefSeq and is a predicted model, not a curated record.